GAGCAGAAACUACCAGCAUAUACAUACAUAUACAUAGCCAUACACGCACGCUGGCCUCAGUCGUCGCUAGCUAGCUAGACCAUUGUGUGAUCACUGGUUGAAUGGACCACGAGCUGUGGCCUUCUGGGCUAAGAGUCCUGGUUAUCGAUAACAACUCUUCGUACCUGAAGGUUAUGGAAGAACUACUUAUCAAGUGCAGCUACAAGGUUACAAUAUAUAAUAAUGUUAGAGAAGCAAUGUCCUCCAUCUAUGGCAACCAGCAAACUGUUGACCUCAUCAUUUGCGAUUUGUUCUUUCCAACUGAAGACAGCUUACUCAUUCUGCAAGAAGUCACCUCAAAGUUCGACAUCCCUACCAUAAUAAUGUCUUCAAACGGAGAUACGAGCACAGUGAUGAAGUGCAUCACCAACGGGGCUUCCGAUUUCCUGAUAAAGCCUCCGAGGAUUGAAGAACUGAAGAACAUCUGGCAGCAUGUGUUCCGGAAGCAAAUUUUUGGGGCGGAGCACAGGAAGUGCAGCAAUGCUCAACAACAUGUCGAUCAUCAGCUGUCAUAUCGAGCCAUGGGAAUCACUGAAGAAGCCACGGCGACGUUGGACAGUGAGAUAAGAGGGAACAACGGGACGGUCACAGAUAUACGGGACCUCAGGAAGUCAAGGCUCAGCUGGACUAUGCAGCUGCACCGCCAAUUCAUUGCAGCUGUGAAUUCCCUGGGAGCAGACAAGGCAGUUCCAAAGAAGAUACUGGAGAUAAUGAAGGUUAAACAUUUGACAAGAGAGCAAGUCGCAAGCCACCUGCAGAAAUACAGGCUUCACCUAAGAAAUUCAACUCAAGCAUUGCACAAAGAUGACAGGCCUUCAUCGUCGGGGUAUCCCAAUAAUGAAUCAAGCAUUCUCAGAACCCAACUCAACAGUUCUUCGAAUUCAUUGUAUUUUGAUCAAGAUGGAUGCAUGGAGAUCACAGACUACUCUUUGCCCAAGGACGACCUCUCAAGUGGCUCAGAAUGUAUUCUGGGAGAACGAAACAACUACUCACCCGAAUGUUUUCAGGAUUUUAGAUGGGAUUCAGAAAAACAGGGAUCUGAAACAACAACAUAUCUAUGGAACUUUGAGGCAGAGUGAUUCUAUCACUAACAGCGUGCCUGCCAGGAACAGUAGUAACACCAUAAGUAAUAAGCAUACAAUGUGCCUGUGUACAGAAGUACAUCCUGAAUAAUAGCCGAGAGCCACUUUUAUCUCCCCAGAAGUAUAUGGGUAUUGCAUUGCUAUGUCUGUAGAUAUAGUUCGGCACACUGGAAUAAUGAUCAACUCAUUUUGUCUUCACUGCGCUACAACAGAGCCCGGCACUUGAAAAUAUUUGUUGUUAUCUGUCCGAUAGUUUUGUUGUUGAGAUAUUUGUUUCUCAACAAA
Molecule: messenger RNA, 1406 nt
Organism: Panicum hallii
Lineage: Eukaryota; Viridiplantae; Streptophyta; Magnoliopsida; Poales; Poaceae
Product: two-component response regulator EHD1-like
Exons: 6
Coding region: 102-1118 (338 amino acids)
Biological process (GO): phosphorelay signal transduction system; cytokinin-activated signaling pathway
Molecular function (GO): DNA binding
Source: RefSeq, a predicted model, not a curated record